UCCUCGACUACAGAAACAGUUCGCAGUAAGAGGUUUACCUGUUCUUAAACUAACCAGAGAAGCUGAUGCCUUAAUGGUGGACUAUAGACACAUCUUCGUGAUCAUUCAUUGUGGAAAUAUAGCUAUUCCUUUACAAGACCUCCAAGACUAGCGUUUUGAUGUCACAUUCCCAAAGCAACUGAACCCCGUCAGAGAAACAGCAGACAUAAAGAUAGCCAAAGGAUUCUUCAUCUUCAGAGAGGACAAAGAAUAAGGAAGAAGGGAGGUUUUGAAGCUUGAACACCCACCACCCUGAUUGAAUAAUGGUGACUUUUUGAGAGUGCGUUGAUCUCAGGUCAAGGCCUACAUGCCACUGUGAUCACUAAGAAGCGGACAAAGGAAAAAAAUAAUUUACAAAAAUCAUAUUAAAAGCAGGUGCAAAUCUCAUCACUGAGAGACGAUCCCCUCACAAACUGAAUUCUGGGAAACAGAAUGCCAGCGAAGACGCCCAUGUACUUAAAGACUACCACACCCAAGCGGGGGAAGAAGCUCAAGCUGCGAGACGUCCUGUCCAGUGACAUGAUUAGCCCCCCGCUAGGGGACAUGCGCCACAGUGCCCAUGUCGGGCUGGAGGGAGAGGGCGACAUGUUCGGAGACGUAGGCUUUUUACAGGGCAAGAUGGACAUGUUGCCCGCCCUGAACGGCUUACCACGGUCCCACAGUAUGGAGAGGCAGCUGGAUGAAGUCUACCCCAUGAACGACAAAGGACUCAACCACUCUUGUAACAACCACCGCAAUCCCUACCACCAUUCCACCAGCCUGCUGAAGAGCACCAUCUCCAUGCCUGUGUUCAUCGCCCCCGAGCAGGCCCCUCCCAAGCCGCCUCGGCUCCACCUGGAGGACUUGACCCCCCCGUCCCAGCAGCAACAGCAACAGCAGCAGCAGCACCAACCUCAGCCGAACAACCAUAUCCACAACGACCACAACCAGCAGCGGCAUCACUCCAUGUCUGUGUGUGACCAGAGUGUCGGCUGCUACAUGGACCCUUGCCACAACCUUAAUUACUCUGCCUCCUUCAGGCACCUGGUGCCCUCCUCCGGCUCCUUCUCAGAGGUCUCAUCAGAGGACUCCAUGUCAGAGAGCUGUGGCCCCCUGGAACCUCAGAGGGGGCUGAGCCUGGAUUCAGACGCUGGCCUGAGCAAUGAGGACCUGAGGAGCGAGCGGAGUGAGUCGCCCACCGUGUGCCCUAGAUUCUCUCCCGGUGUCUCCCGCUCAGAGUCCCUGACGGGCUUGGAUCUGGACCUGGGGCCAUCCAUCCUGGAGGAUGUGCUGAGGAUCAUGGACCGCUACAAGAGUGUUGAUGACCACUGUGAUUUGUGAGCAGAUGGGGGGAAAGGGGUUUAGACACUGCUCUGCAGAGAGGUGUGUGGUACACUUUUUUUUUUACCAUCCUCCAUAUAGCCUAAUGAUGAUUGGGCUGGUCAGGCAGGCAGGCAGGCAGGCAGGCAGGCAGGCAGGCAGGCAGGCAGGCAGAGACAGAGACAGAGACAGAGACAGAGACAGAGACAGAGACAGAGACAGAGACAGAGACAGAGACAGAGACAGAGACAGAGACAGACACAGACACAGACAGACAGACAGACAGACAGACAGACAGACAGACAGACAGACAGACAGACAGACAGACAGACAGACAGACAGACAGACAGACAGACAGACAGACAGACAGACAGACAGACAGACAGACAGACAGACAGACAGACAGACAGACAGACAGACAGACAGACAGACAGACAGACAGACAGACAGACAGACAGACAGACAGACAGACAGACAGACAGACAGACAGACAGACAGACAGACAGACAGACAGACAGACAGACAGACAGACAGACAGACAGACAGACAGAGGAUAGUGCCAGGACUGACAGGCUAAAAAGCCUGGGACUUAAGACGGCUGUAAAUGUGGGACUAUAUAAUAUCCAGACUGGAUACACAGCAGCUUCAGAACCAACCAUUUGUCUUUUGAUAUUCAGAAUCACAAUGGGGGUGAGACAAUAAUUUCUCCCACCCAAAUGUUGUCUAAUUUUUCACAGACUAUCAUUUUACAUGUUUUUCAGCAUAAUUCAUACUUCACUAACUCUCUAAGUAAGCUAUGUAGUUUUGUGAUAGGAUGAAAUGUAGUUGUCUGAAAAUACAAUUAAUGUACUUAAAAACCCUUCAAGGUUUGUGUUUUUUUUCCAUGAAAUAUCAUAUUGCUGAUAUUCUUCCAGGAACACAUUUUUUAAAAUUCUGUAUGUACAUCUGAUUGAAUUUUACUGUUCUAUGUCAGAACAAUACGAUCAAGACUGGAGUAUGCUAUGUAUUAGUUUGCCAUCUAGUGGCAUAUGUAAGAAUGACACCCAAAAUGCAGCAGUUCGAGUAGGGUGAAAAGUGAGGUCAAAAUGUUGUUUUCUGGGGGCUAAAGUGCAUUAGAAUCAAAGUUUCAGAAAUGUGCAGCUUCUUCAAAAUCCUUUAAAUAUAGUGGGAUGACCAGAGAAGGUUUCUCUUUUGUAACAACUGUGCAAUUUGUGGACUUGAAUCGAAUCCUUCAGCAUUUUCUUCUAUUGCGUUGUUAAAUUACAGUGUAUCUCCAAUUGUUAUGUAUAUAACUGUAAUGUAUGAAAUAAAUAUGGGAAUUAGAUGCUGUA
Molecule: messenger RNA, 2669 nt
Organism: Oncorhynchus kisutch (coho salmon)
Lineage: Eukaryota; Metazoa; Chordata; Actinopteri; Salmoniformes; Salmonidae
Product: cdc42 effector protein 3-like
Exons: 2
Coding region: 472-1359 (295 amino acids)
Biological process (GO): positive regulation of actin filament polymerization; Rho protein signal transduction; regulation of cell shape
Cellular component (GO): cytoplasm; plasma membrane; cytoskeleton
Molecular function (GO): small GTPase binding
Source: RefSeq, a predicted model, not a curated record